AUGGCAGAAAAUAGUGAAAAACUAUUUAAAGAACUAGAGGUUGGUGAUCAAAUAGUAUUAAGUGUUCCAAAAGUAGACCGAGGACCUCUCGAUAGUCAAAAUAUAAAUGGGUUAGUGAUAGACAUUCGGAACGGCGUUUACCAAAUUGGCACAGAAGUUGGUAUAAUAAAAAAUUGGUGUUCGAGAGAAGAACUUCAACUAGUGUCAAAUAAUGGUUUAGAAGACAGCAAAAUACAAAAAGACAAAUUCGUGUCCAUAUGUGAAGCAGUAGCAAACUUAUCAAUUUUCAACGGUCAAGGUUUUGUUAAAUGUCAAUGCCAAUCAGGAAAGCGGCAAUGUCAAACCAAUAGGUGCUUGUGUUUUAAGAAAAAUCUUAAAUGUUCCAGCAAAUGCCACCAAAUUACAACAUGUGACAACAAGUAA
Molecule: messenger RNA, 423 nt
Organism: Melanaphis sacchari
Lineage: Eukaryota; Metazoa; Arthropoda; Insecta; Hemiptera; Aphididae
Exons: 1
Coding region: 1-423 (140 amino acids)
Source: RefSeq, a predicted model, not a curated record